AUGAUCGUCUUCCCCAUGGCUCCGAUCUUCACACCGAUGGACAGAAGUGCCUUCCCCGACUGCGGUUCCAUGAUAAGUCGGAUGUUUGACGGCAACGACUUCGACGGCACUUUCUUCGACGGUAUCGUACCUGUUGGACUCUUUCGGUGCCCGGAUGAUCGCCGCAGCUCUUAUAAGGCGUCCAGUUCAAAGUGUCCGGCCUCCGAGGUGUCCCUGACUCCGGACAACUUUGCGCUGAAACUGGACGUCCGGGGCUUCGUCCCCGAGGAGAUCAGCGUGAAGACCGUCGGAAACUCCGUCGAGGUGCACGCCAGGCACGAAGAGAAAGACCCCGAGGGACGUGGCUUCGUGAUGCGCGAGUUUCGACGCAAGUACACGCUUCCCGAUGACGUCGAUCCGGAAUCCGUGACGUCGCAACUCACAGGACGUGGCCUGUUGGCAGUCGAAGCCCUGAGGAAGAAGGCGGAGACGACACCACUGUCUGACACAGUCUCCAUCCCUGUGGAGCACACGUCUUCCAACGUCGUCCCUUCAACGUCGCAAGAAUCAAGUUAAGAAGAUACGGAGUUUUUAUUUUAAUUUAACG
Messenger RNA from Ixodes scapularis (black-legged tick), 586 nucleotides. Its product is annotated as heat shock protein beta-6-like. Gene Ontology annotation, biological process: response to heat; protein refolding. NCBI's taxonomy places the organism in Eukaryota, Metazoa, Arthropoda, Arachnida, Ixodida, Ixodidae. The transcript has a single exon. Bases 1 to 555 code for a protein of 184 amino acids. Gene Ontology annotation, molecular function: protein folding chaperone. The record is from RefSeq and is a predicted model, not a curated record.